UUUGAGUAAGCAAAUAAAACGAGUAGCCUCGUAAAAGCAGAAUAUUAAAUAUAGCUCAUGAAGGUCAGUCGCUGUUCUUUUGAUAAAAUGACAUGGUUACGAUGCAGGCAGCACAGAGAGAGAAGGAGAGAGACAGGCAUGCUGAAAGCAGUGGCCAGACAGGGACAUGCUCUGAACAUGCAGGUGAUCAUGCACCGAUGACGUCCUUCCGCCGACCCAAAGCAUGGCGGCGGCCGACCAGGAGGUGGUUCUGCUCGGCCUGUGUGACGGAGCAGCGGACCCGAAGGAACACACCUCGUCAUGUCUGAACAGCAAGAUCGGGGACCAGCCGGACGUGUUCCCCGGAGGGUCGCGGCCAAGCACGGACUGCCCUCUCUGCGGGGUGCCGCUGGUCCACGUUGUCCAGGUGUACUGUCCGCUGGAGGGGUCCCCCUACCACAGGACCCUGCACCUGUUCGCCUGCACCCGGCCCGCCUGUAGCGGCAGACCCCGGGCCUGGAGGGUCCUCCGCUCACAGGCCUUAGAGGCGGAGGUCCGACCCACCGGCCCGGUCCCGGACCCACCGGUGCCUCUGGCUGCGGCGACGGACUGGUGUGACGCCGCCGACGACUGGGGCAUGGAGGACGACAUCGGUGACAUUCCGACCAACGAACUCCCGCCUCAGGUGGUGGAGAAGCCUCCUGCUGAGCAGCCGGUUCUUCUGGUUCCCCCGGAGGCGGAGAUUCACCAGGUCCCCUCGGAGGUGGAAGUCAGCGCUGGGCUGCAACAGCUCUCCCUGCGGGGCGACGCGGCGCUGCUCCGAGGCUUCUACAUCAGCGUGGUGGAGGAGUCGGAGCUCCGCGGCGGGGAGGCUGGCCUAGAGCACGCCCAGCGGCUGCUCCGGGAGUACGAGGAGCGGGAGGGGACCUCCGUGGGGACGGCCCUGGAGGGCGAGGAGAACACCUCCGGCGGAGAAAAGUACGAAAAGAGCCGAGCCCGCCACGGAGACGCGGCAUUCAGCCGAUUCAUGAAGCGGGUGUCGCUGUGUCCGGAGCAGGUCCUCCGGUACAGCUGGGGCGGGGAGCCGCUCUUCAUCUCGGAGCUGCCCUCCAACUGGGCACAGAUGGUACCGGUGUGCGAUAGCUGUGGCACCCGCAGGACCUUUGAGCUCCAGCUGAUGCCGGCUCUGGUCAGCCUUCUGCGGCCCGCGGGACCGACCCCGGUCCCCGGAGUACCGACCCCGGAUCCCGCGCCGCUGGAGUUCGGGACGGUGCUGGUGUUCACCUGCGGGGGGAGCUGCUGGACGACGGGCUCCUCGCCGCGGGAGGAGUUCGUCUUCCUUCAGGACGACCCGGAUCAGCAGCUGUUCAUCUGAUUAUGGUGCUUCUACCGUUCACUUGUUGCUGCUGGGCCAAUAAUAGGAGGGCUUGUUGUAAAGUCCUCUUGAUGGAAAGAGGAUGCUGCUGUUUGCUCAGGGAAGACUGAAGCUAGUGUCAACAGAAGGCCCGGGUUUAUCGGUCUAGACACGUGAAUGUGGAGUUUUCUAAUAAACAAAUGUAUUCAUCAUACAGUCUGAAAGCAUUGAUUUUUCACCAAAUAAUGUUAAUUUGUCAUUUGACACUCAAAUCAAUGAAAUAUAACUUUAAACUCAUGCCUAGUGCAGUAGACAGCAGUGAUUCACUAGACCAGCAGGAUCUUUUAAAAAGGAAGACACCGUUUUAUUACAACAAAUACCCUGAAAAACAACCUGUAUUAAAGCUGAGUGACACAACGCCUCUAUCCGGUGUUCACACUCACUGCCACCUUCACCUAAAAGGCACUGAAAUCUGUUCUGAGAAUUGUGAUUGUAAGGGUUUUAGGGGGCAUUACAGUUUAAACGCAUCUGGAUCGUUUUAAAGCAUUCUUUGCAAACGGUUUCACACAGAACAUACAACCUCAAACCAAACUCUUCCUUCUUAAAACUACACACAACCGUUGUAAACUGUCAAACCAAAAGUGUGGGAUUGCCUGGACGAUCUAAACUCGAUUUAAGAGGAAUAAAUAGGAGCUAUUUUCAGGCCAAU
Messenger RNA from Gadus chalcogrammus (walleye pollock), 2042 nucleotides. It is a transcript of the gene pdcd2l, whose product is annotated as programmed cell death 2-like. The transcript is spliced from 2 exons. Gene Ontology annotation, cellular component: cytoplasm. NCBI's taxonomy places the organism in Eukaryota, Metazoa, Chordata, Actinopteri, Gadiformes, Gadidae. The coding region runs from base 224 to 1354 and encodes 376 amino acids. The record is from RefSeq and is a predicted model, not a curated record.